UGCGUCUUCCCACUGCGUAAAUGGAGGCGGAGAACACCACUGAAAUCGCGAGGCCAAAGCCGGAAAUCGACGCCGACGACAGGCUCAGCUCUCUGCCGGACGAUGUCAUCUCCCACAUUCUCUCUUUCCUGCCAACCAAGUACGCCGUCGGAACCGCCGUCCUCAGCCGACGCUGGAAGGAUCUCUGGAUUAGGGUUUCGAAUCUCGAUUUCGACAACUGCCUGCUUUACCAGCCACUGCCCGGGAACUUCGCCGUCCACAACUUGCCACCGGAUGAACAGCGGAUGCUUAUGGAGGAUCGAGAGAGGAAGCUCCUGGAAUUCUCCCGCUUCGUCUACAAGGUUCCGAGCCAGCACAAGAGCCUCGAUUCUGUAAGGCGUUUCCGCUUCCAUUUUACAGUAGAGUAUAGUAAAAGUGGAGUGUGUCCUGGUUUUCAGCUUGAGAGGGAAUGGGUGUUUGGACCUCUAGUUGAGGAAAUUGAUAUUCUGAUUGAGGCGUUACCGGAAUCAGGUCGCCAAUGGAUCCGCUGCCUUCCACAGAGCUUUUAUACAUUGAAGAAUCUGAAAGUUGUGAAGCUUCAUGGGGUUAUACUGAGUGCAGCAGAAGGGUCGGUUCUUCUUCCUAGUGUGAAGAUUUUACAGCUUUGUGAAGUUGAGUUUAGGGACUGCGAGUCAGUAAGCAGUCUCAUUUCUGGCUGCCCGGUUCUAGAGACGGCUCUUCUGGAGGGUGGCUGUUUAUCGCACAGGAAUGAGCAAGACGUGCUCAUUGUUUCCUUACCAUCCUUGAAGAACUUGAAGAUAAUCCGAUUUGGCAAUUAUGAUAAGUGUCACAUUGUAAUCGAAGCACCAGUACUUGAGGAACUUGAUCUUCAAGAUUUUGUGGAUUUGGAGUUUGUGGGCAGUAGUCCUUUGGCAUGCCUUCAUUCAGCACAUUUUGAUAUUGGUCCGUAUCAAAGCUCGGAUCUUUCACUGGAUGGGGUCCUCGAUCAAAUCUCCUAUGCAAAGAAGAUGUUCAUAUCUGGGGACACUCUGCAUCAUCUGUCAGCUUUCGAUCAUGUUCAGUUUCCUGACUUUCCGAACUUGACGCAUUUGACAACCCAAACUGGGGCCAGCAGCUUGGUUCUGCUCUCUUUGCUCGAUUCAGCCCCCAAAUUACAAUCUCUUGUCAUUGACAUGGGGACUGCCACUCAAGCAAUGAGAUUGGGGUGUGAGUUAUUUGAUCUUUGGACGCCCGAGUGUUUGUUAUCCAGUCUCGAGGAAAUCGAGGUCAAGGAUCUUGUACCAAAUGAAGAUGACAUGAAAUUGGUAGCAUACUUGCUCGAGGCUGGAGCUGUCCUCAAGAAGGUAGAUAUGCACGUACAACAUUAUCAUCACGACAUAAAAGGCCGCAAAAAGCUUGCAUCACUGCUAGAACUGCCUAGAGGAUCCAGCUGUUGUGAAGCUCGUCUUUUACUUUCCAAUAACGAGGAGAUCUGCAUCGAUAGCAACAAAGAGGCCGUCAUUGACGAUGAUAUGAAUUUUGACGACUACAGUGACAUUGAAGCCGAAAUGGAUGAUGAUGACGACUUUGAUGAUUUUGAUGGCGACACGGAUGAUGACUGAUGACAUUGUUGACGAGACCAAGGACUAGGUCGACGAAGGAAGAUGAGGCUCUGAAGCAUGGUGGUGGUCUAGUGAUUCAGUUAGGCGCUUCGGAUAAUGUGAAGAACUGCAUUUUCUUAUCCUAGUGAAUAUGAUAGAGCUGCGAGUCUAUGGAUCCAACUGGUAGUGUAAUUUUGAGUUAGCUGUCCCUUUUGAAGUAGUGGUUUGGCUGCAUCGUAGGAUCCUUUGGUUGAAGAAAGACUGUUUCAAUCUCUUUGUCUAGGUUAUUUCAGCAGUUUUGCUAUGCUCUACAGUCAAGGACUCGAGGCUUUUGUGGAUACACGUUUUCAGGUGGAUUUUUCAAAGCGGGAUGCGGAAGAUGCACUAAUAGAUAUUAUUAGUCAUU
Molecule: messenger RNA, 1986 nt
Organism: Linum trigynum
Lineage: Eukaryota; Viridiplantae; Streptophyta; Magnoliopsida; Malpighiales; Linaceae
Source: the annotation of a GenBank genome assembly